GUCUCUGAGGGACUCGGACACCCGCUGAAAGACCGACUCUGUCUGACGCGCCUGCGUGUGUGAGUUUGUUGCCUAGCAGCGUAGGGGCGCUCUGAUUGGCUGGCGGCGCGCAGACCUUUCAGAAGGCGCGCGGGUGCUCUUCAGUGCUCAGAAGCAGCUCGAGUUCAGAACAUCUUCUGUUCUCAUCUCCUCUCCUCAGCGGAUACCUCUGAGACCACAGCAUGAGCUGGAAUAGCUGCUUCUCGAGAUCUCACGGGCCAGACGAGAUAUCUUCUCGACCGGCGCAGGAAGAGAACUCUGAUCUUCAGACUUUUCUCCAGACCCCCGACUCGUCAUGAAGCUCUGCCUCAUCUAGAGCACUAUGAUCAGUGAUGCAUCAAGUGCAGCGGAGUUCUGUGGGGACAGUGCUUCAGUCUUGUCGCUGGAUUCCAGUGUGUUCUUCAGCGAACCCCCUCCGCCAGCUGACAACCCACUGGACUUCUUCAUCAUUAAUGUCGGAGGGAGCCGCUAUAUCCUCUCCCAGGAGCUGCUGGCCUCCCACCCAGAGACGCGACUGGGUAAGCUGGCCCUGUCCACCCGGGAUUCAGCCUUAGACCUUUGUGAUGAUGCAGACUUUCUGGAAAAUGAGUUCUUCUUUGACCGCAGCUCACAGACCUUCCAGUAUAUCAUGAACUUCUACAAGACGGGCCAUCUGCACGUCAGAGAGGAGCUGUGCGUGGUCUCCUUCCUGCAAGAAAUCGAAUAUUGGGGCAUUGAUGAGCUCCGCAUAGACAACUGCUGCAGGGAUAAAUACUACCGCAGGAAAGAGAUGAAGGAAUCUUUAGAUAUCUGUAGGGAUGCAGAAAUGACGGACAGUGACGAGGAGGACUUUGCUGGAGUGUUGUGUCAAGACUUCCGGCAGCGUCUCUGGGACCUCAUGGAGAAGCCAGAUUCCUCGAAAGCAGCAAAGACGUUCGGGACCUUGUCUGUGUUCUUUGUAGUGGUAUCUAUUGUUAACAUGGCCCUGAUCUCUCUGGACUUCACCGUGCUCGGUGCGCCCGUCUUGGACAUCCUUGAGUAUAUCUGCAUUGUGUGGUUCACAGGAGAGCUGGUGCUCAGGUUCAUGUGUGUGAAGGACAAAUGUAAGUUUAGCAGGAGUGUGGUGAACAUCAUUGAUCUGCUGGCCAUCCUGCCCUUCUAUGUUACCCUUGCGGUGGAGAGUCUGCAUGGAGGAUCCACAGAGUUGGAGAACGUGGGACGGGUGGUGCAGGUCCUGCGACUGAUGAGGUCUCUCAGGAUGCUGAAACUCGGACGACAUUCCACAGGUCUGAAGUCCUUGGGCAUGACCAUCGCUCAGUGCUAUGAGGAAGUGGGCCUGCUGAUGCUUUUCCUCUCUGUGGGCAUUUCCAUCUUCGCCACAGUGGAAUACGCCAUUGAGCACGACAUACCCGAGACCACCUUCACCAAUGUGCCCUGCGCGUGGUGGUGGGCCACCACCUCCAUGACCACCGUAGGCUACGGCGACAUACGUCCGGACACGGCCGUGGGCAAGGUCAUGGCCUUCAUCUGCAUCCUCUCGGGUAUCCUCAUCCUCGCCCUCCCCAUUGCCAUCAUCAAUGACCGCUUCUCAGCCUGCUACUUCACUCUGAAGAUGAAGGAGGCGGCGCUACGUCAUGGCGAGGCACUGAAACGUCUGACCCGCAGUUCGGCCUCCGACGUGACGGCGACUGGGGUGAAUUUGCGGGACGCCUACGCAAGGAGUGUGCUGGAGAUGCUGCGGCUGCAGGGCCGAGAAAGAGCCAGCACGCGCAGCAGUGCAGGCGACGACAUCUGGUGGUAGUGGGACACUCCUCAGUGGAAGCUUAUUGAGGGGAAGAGUGUGAAAUGCAAACAUAUCGUUAAACUAAGCCUUCUUCACAUAUGGCAUUAAGAUGUGUGUUGGGUGAUCUGAUCAUUAGUGGACGGCGCCAAGUAUAGGUGUGAAUGGACACAAGCUCUGUCCUGCCUGUGUGAUGACAGUGUCCAGAAGUAGUAAGUAGUAUAGAUCAAUGUCAAUUUCUCCAGUGCACCAAAGAUUUGUACCACAUAUGUGGUCCAAAUAUUCCUGUAUGCAGACUAGGCCUGUGACAAUUAGUACGUAAUCACCUAAUUGCAGUUAUUUCAGCUAAUCACAAUUAUUUUCUCAUUAUCUUUUAUAAUCAUAUAUGUUGCAGUAAAUUGAGUGCAUUUUUGGUUAUUCGAGCUUGAGCUCUAUCUGUCGUCAGUUUGGAUCUACAAGAUAACUAUAAUGAAGCAAGAUGGUCUAUACUUUCUAUACUUUACUUUUAAGUUCCAUACAGUGAAACAAAAAAGAUUAUAUUGUUAAUUACAUUUAUUUAUAUGGCAGUUAAUCACCAACAAAAAUUUCAUGAUCAAAACAGGUCUAAUGCCGACAGAGCUAUCGUGAUCUACUGCAUCCUAUAAUGCGUGUCUUUUUUGCCUAAUUAGCCCCAAAUAUUUUUAACCCCUUAAAAUUCCAGGCAUUUUAUAUACUAAGGCUUAUUAUUCAGUAACUACAGGGACUUCAAUGCAAACUGGCCGAGCUAUUCUGAAGUUGUAGAAGUGUGUAAUAAACCUUUUGGCCUUGUUGUGUUUUUUUUUUCAAAGCACACAGGUUUAACAGACGGAUUUUCUGUGGCUUUGGAGAUGAAUAGAAAGCUUCUUUCUUCGCCUUCUGUCCCAUUUCUGAGGUGCAUUAGGAGCCCAUGCAGUCUAAGCAUCAGGUUUACUAAUGUUUAGAUUUACUAACUCUAUUUUGGCAUUAAAAAGUGGUUAAAAACAGCCCUUGAUGUCCACUUCUGAUUAGAUCACUCAAGGCGGCUGUUAAUACCAGGUGUGAAUAGGGCCUUAUCUUACUUUUAUUUAAACAUAUUAGUACUGUAACUGUACAGCUAUGUUCAGCUAUGUCUUAUUGCUGGGUCCAUUUAUUUUCCUCAGAUUCAGUCUUUCUGCUCUUGUUCAUAAGUGACCCAUAUCUGUCUUUAGAGUGAACACACUCUUGCCCUGGAAGGAUGAUGACGAUGAUGAUGAUGACAGUAAUAUACGCGCAUGCACUGACGUUCUGAUUAUAUGGCCACCAGGGCAGCACUGAUAACAGUACCAAUAAUCUAACACUGUAUCAACGUACAUGCCUGCUACUGAAUGAUGCAUGAGAGGGGGGGCUCAUGGGAUGGAGCAAUAUUUUAGUGAUUUUGGAGCAAGCAAGAACACCACUCUGGGCAAAACCACGCUGCUCCACUCCCACUCCACACCAGUCACGUCCUCUUUUGCUCGCUACCCAACUUCACAAAUUGAGAGACCGUUUGAUGAAUACAGAGCUCAUUCCUUACUGGCUAGAAGGCCAAUAACCAUGCAGACACAAACUGCGUUGAAUACAACAUAUGACCUAUUAGUGUCUGUGUUUGCGGUUUGUAUUGUCACAUAUAAAAAUCAAGUUGAUAUAUUUUAAAGAAAUGUUACAUCUGAUAUAUUAAUGUCAUGAGCACUACCAGUUAGGGAAGGGCAAUACUUCUCUUUUUUUCCCAAUCCUAUACCAAGUAAUACUAAGGCUAAUAUCCCAGUACCAAUAACGAUACUUUCAAAAGGGAGAUUUAUUUGUUGCGGGUACCAGUAAAAAAAAUUGAAAUUAAAAUUAUAUUUGAUAUUAUGAAAUUAUAUUACAUUCAAUUAAAACCUCUGGAUUUGUAUUAAAUCAAUGUGUAUUCGAGAAAAUAUGUUUUUGGGGUUUUGAGGGAGUGAACAUUAAAGAGACAAGGAAGUGCUGGUCUUUUGGGGUAUGUAAGGUAACGACAGCCUUUACCCUUGGUUUAGCCUUGACCUUCGGGCCUGUUGCUUCAGUCAAGCCGAGAAAAACACUAAAAACAGCUGCUACUGACAACAUGAACAACUGUAAUAUUUACUGAACCCCAACAGAGACUGAUGCUCAGAAAUACAAGCGUGAGUGAAGGGGACACACAUAAGACACAAGAGACUUUAGAAAUUUAGACAUGAUUAAACAUUCAACACCAUUUUUGCCAAGCCAGAGAAACUGCUGUGUGCUUACAUGUACACAGGGCAGGUUUAUCUAUAUAUUGUUCAGUUCUGUUUUUAACUAUUUUUCACCCUUUUUCAACAUUUUUGUUGGAUCUUUACUUUGGUUGUGAAAUAUGGUAGUUCUUAAUAAAUAUGGGUCUUCUUAUUAAUUUUAUAAUAGUACAUACUAAUUAUAUAGAGGAAAUAAACAAAAAUAAGUUUCUUCAGCAUCUUAUAUAAUUAUUGAUAUAAAUAUAUAAUCCAACAAGUAUAUGCCUUUAACAAAAAACUGCUAUUAUCAAAAUAAAUUAUAUACCAAAUAUACCAAAAUAAAAGUGAAAUUGUAUAAAUAUCAGGAUUUAUUGGUUAUAGGUUAUACAGAGUUAGUACUGGGAUCAGUAUGUAGUGUCAGUACUGUGUUCCUAAUGGUCAACUAUUGGACAUGUACCUGAUCUAGGACCACAUAUCAGUGGCUCAAAUCUUACUUGAUCCAUUUUUUGUGUUCACGCAGCUCUGAAAACGUCCGAUUUGUGCCACUUGAACCCUGUAAUGUGAAUGUAGCCACAGUGCAUGUGAGUCUUUCUGUGUUUGUGUCAGAUAUUUGCUGUCUUCUUUGAAUUGGCCCUCCUUUUUGCCAUUCAGUUUUAAUUGUACUUCUGUAACAUUUCCAGUGGUUUUAUAUCUAUGAAAAAAAAUGCAAUUUCAGAAUUAAAUCUGUUCUUGGCCUU
This is a messenger RNA of Pygocentrus nattereri (red-bellied piranha), 4757 nucleotides long. RefSeq names its product potassium voltage-gated channel modifier subfamily V member 1 (gene kcnv1). The transcript is spliced from 3 exons. Lineage: Eukaryota; Metazoa; Chordata; Actinopteri; Characiformes; Serrasalmidae. Gene Ontology annotation, biological process: protein homooligomerization; potassium ion transmembrane transport. Gene Ontology annotation, molecular function: voltage-gated potassium channel activity; protein binding. Bases 362 to 1819 code for a protein of 485 amino acids. The record is from RefSeq and is a predicted model, not a curated record. Gene Ontology annotation, cellular component: voltage-gated potassium channel complex; membrane.